Molecule: messenger RNA, 948 nt
Organism: Papaver somniferum (opium poppy)
Lineage: Eukaryota; Viridiplantae; Streptophyta; Magnoliopsida; Ranunculales; Papaveraceae
Exons: 1
Coding region: 1-948 (315 amino acids)
Source: RefSeq, a predicted model, not a curated record
AUGGAUCCUGGUCUAAAUUUCACCUGUUCUGAUCAUUUACAUACUUUAGGUUCUACUUCAGAAAAUGCUUCAGUUAAGGUUCCAUCAAUAGAUUUGCCUGAUGAUUUAUUUGAAGAGGGAUUGCGUUCUUGGAAAUUUUCACUUAUUGGAAGAUUAAACUUACAGAGUAUCAAAUUUGUUGAUGCCGCUGUUAUUUUGCGUCAAAAAUGGACAUUGGUUGGGGAUUGUAAGCUCAUUCCAUUGGGAAGAGGUUUUUUCACUAUCAAACUGGAUAAUGAGAUUGAUCGUCGUUUCAUUAAAGCUGGUCAGUGGGAAGUUCUUAAUCAGGUUCUACAAGUAAGGAAUUGGAAAUCAAAUUUUAGACCAUCAAACCAGCGUACUUCGAAGGCUCGGGUUUGGGUUUGUUUUCCUGGUUUGGGUUUAGAAUUCCGGAAGGAAAAAAUUCUCUUCACUAUAUGUAAAGAUAUUGGUACUCCCAUUAAGGUUGAUUCUGCUACAACAAAAUGUGAAGUAGGUUAUUAUGCAAAUGUUUUGGUUGAGGUGGACUUUGCUCAACCAAUUCCUAGUAAGAUAUGGAUUGGUACUAAAUAUGGAGGAUUCUUUCAAGAUAUUUCUAUUCAUGUUCUUCCAAAAUACUGCCACCAUUGCAAAAUCAUUGGUCAUCUUACUGCAGAUUGUAGAAUUGAGAAGAAUAAAAAUUACACUACAAGCAAAGGUCCUCAGAAAACUAGGCCUAGUAGUGAAAUUCCUCAUACUCCAUUUGACAUUUGUGAUAGAUCAACAGUUGAGAGCUCUCCAUCAAAACUGCAAGCUAGUACUUCUAAUGAGCUUCAACAACCAGAAGAAGACUCUCUCAUUACAAAUAUGUUAACCUCAAUGGCUCAGCAAAAUGGUUCUAAUACCAAUGUAGUUGGAGGAAGAUUUCGUGAUUUAAAUGCUGAAGAAUAA